GAACACAUAAGGCAAAAGCAGCCGCAUUAACUUCCAUAUAUUAUUAAAUAUUAUCAACCCACGUCUAUUAUCUUGUACUUUUUUGGAACAAUAUAGCAGUUUUUGCUAAUACAAUACACAACCCAUUAACUUUAAAGAGGAAAUACAUAUAAAUAAAUAAUAACAUUGUGCGUUCUGCCUUUCUAACUACAUUAAACUGUAAUUGAAAAAUGCAACUCUAGAAAAAAAAAAUUAAAUCAUUUUGCAACACUACAGUUUUGACAUAUUUGAGCGGCCUGACAGUAUACCAUACGUUGUAGUUGUCUGUCAAAAUGUUCGUGGUACUGUGCAAAAGUAAUAUAAAUAAUGAUGAAAAUGUAAAUAUUGAAUAAAAUAUUAUUUGCAAAUUAUAUGAAAUUGAAAUAUUUAAGUGCAUAAUAUAACGUUAAAAGUGAAAUUUCAUAAAUAUUGCUUUUGUACUUCGUAUUAAUUUAAAAAGUUAUUAACAUCUGCCGAAAUAAUAGCGGUCGUAAUGUGUGUUCUAAUAUCUGUGAGUUAACGUAAAAGUGCGUGUGUGUGUUUUAUGUUUAUUUUUGGAUGUAAAUGUACAUCAAGCAAGCCAAAUACCUACAUAUAUCGAUACAAUUUAUUCAAUGAAAUAAUCUUUGAAAGUGUUGUUACCAUACCUCGGAACCAUUAUUAGGAAAAGCUUACAUUGCAUCAAUAAAUUACAAUAAUAAACAUAUUUUAAUUAAACAGCUUCGAGGUGGAUAAUUUCUACUUAAGAAUGGAUCCUUCUCGCGGAGAUUCGCGUUAUAAUUUAAAUUACUCGAUGAGUAGUAUUGGACUAUCAUUAGCCGAUCAAGCUGAUAUGUACGGCAAUCCAGCUGCUUUAGGUGGUGGUAGACCACCUAGUGCUGGUAUCUUACAAGGCAUGAGUGGCGUCGGAGGUGGUCCUGGUGGAGGACUUUUGCCGCGUACGGCGGGAAAUCUUAUGCCAAAUACACAAUGCCAGUCUUUGGGUAAUAAUAAUGCAAGUGGCCACAGCAGCAACCAACAGAGAGGUUUAAAAAGAGCCGGCUCGGAUUGUUAUGACGAUUCUCAUCACCGUGUUGGUGCCGGUAGUAUUACUUCCCUUCAAGGUCUUGACACAUGUGGGAGUUCAUCUAAUGUCCAACAUAGUAGCCAGCAGCAGCCACAAUCAAGUAGUGGUAGUGUGCAAGAUAUUGUGGACGAUAGCUAUAACAAUUUACAGAGCAAAAAGUCACCUCCGGCCAAUGGUAAAAAAACAAAAGGUCGAGUCAAAAUUAAAAUGGAAUAUAUUGAUAACAAAUUGCGACGUUACACAACAUUUUCAAAGCGUAAAACUGGAAUUAUGAAAAAGGCAUAUGAACUUUCAACACUUACUGGAACCCAAGUUAUGUUGUUAGUUGCUUCAGAAACAGGUCACGUGUAUACGUUUGCAACACGUAAAUUACAACCAAUGAUAACUUCAGAAGCUGGCAAACAGUUAAUACAGACAUGCUUGAACUCUCCAGACCCACCAAGUGUAGGAGGUGGCGACCAAAGAAUGUCAGCUACAGGAUUUGAAGAAACAGAACUCAGCUACAACAUUGCGGAUGAGGACUCAAAAGUAAGACAAUUAAUUUAUGGUCAUCAUGGUCACGCUCAUCUCGGACAUCCGCAAACUGCAGCUUCACAUUAUGCUCUUGACCAAAGUAUAAUGCAGUCGCCAUAUAGCGGUGGACAGCCCUCCCCUCUUUCUCAUUCCCAAGCAUACACGCAUGGUCAUGCUCAUCAUUCGCAUGUGCCACAUGUCCCACACUCCACACAUUCUCACAUGUCACAUACACACCCACAACGGUAAAAAUCCCUCCAAUAAACGUAUUAAAUUACACAAGUGAAUGAAUGAUGAAUUCAUUUCUAAAAUAUGAAAUAUAUUCUUCUACCGGUAUAAGUAAUUUAAUUUCAAAUCAAAAUUAGCAACUCAAAGAUAUGAGUGAGAUUUAAUAUUUCGUAUAAACCUUUACAAUACUGUAUACAAUAUGAUGUGGUUUUCACUAUUUUAUUAGUCAUUUAUAACACAACAUCAAUUAUAAUAUUCCAAGAUCUCGUUCUCUUAUAAAUAUUGCAUAUACUUAUUAUUCUUAUUUUUUUUUACAAGUAUUUACUAAAAAUUGAAUGAGUCUUCAUUCUCAUGCUCCUUUACACUUGCAAAUAGGUAUGUGUAUUGAACUAGUCAUUUCUGAUGCUAUUUUAUACCCAAUUCUGAAUUAAGCUAAUCUGAUUCUGCAACUCACUACAUACUAUGUACUAUAUUAAAAAGAAUUCAAAAAACAAAUACUUACAUAUAAUAUUAUAUAUCAAAUAUGUUUACAAAUGUGUACAUAAUGUUAAUCCUUACAAGGAAGGCUAUAAAUAUAAUGUCAUUAAAUAUUUUAAAUCGCAUACACAACAUAAACACACACGUAUCUUAUCUUAUAUAUAUUUAUAUUUAUAUAUAUAUUUAUAUUAUAUAUUUAGUAUACCCCAAACAAAUCACUGAUUGUAACGAAGUGCCAUUAACGCAGACUCAAUUAAUUCUGAAAUAAAAAGUUUUAAUCUUUUAGAAUUAAAUCUGCGAUUUUUUCUACAGCUUUUAUAAUAUUUUUUAAUUCAACAAAAUACAAACUAUAUAGUGCCAUGAUAAAUAUAUACUUACAUAUACAUUGAUAUUUGAAAAUAAUAAUAUUGUGCAAUAAUAAAAAUUAUUAUUAAACGUUUUUGAUUUGUACGAGCAAGUAAAUUUCGUACAAUAUUAGUCUAAUUUUAAUAAAAACGGAUCGAGAGCGAGCGUGAUCAGUUUUUUUUAUUUAGUAAUAAAUAUAUACAUAUAACAUAUUUUUGUGCAUGCUUGUGUUCUUUAAAAAUAUAUAUUUCUAUUAGAUUUUUAUUUUAAUUACAUAUCGUACCAUAUAGAAUUCUGACGAUAAACUUAAUUGUUUACUGUGAAUUAUUCAAAUAUGUAUAUAUGGAACAAAUAACUUUUUUUAUUAUUUGUUCUAUAUUUUAUCUACAUUAAGCAUGCGUAGUUAGUAAAUUUUUUUUUUUAAAUUAUAUAACAAAUUGUAAUUACAUUAAAUUUCUGUCAAACAGAAUAUUUUGAUCUUAAAUAAAUAUUAAAAAAUAGUUUUAAGAAA
Messenger RNA from Calliphora vicina (urban bluebottle blowfly), 3158 nucleotides. RefSeq names its product blistered (gene bs). Gene Ontology annotation, molecular function: RNA polymerase II cis-regulatory region sequence-specific DNA binding; DNA-binding transcription factor activity, RNA polymerase II-specific; protein dimerization activity. Gene Ontology annotation, biological process: positive regulation of transcription by RNA polymerase II. The transcript has 2 exons. Bases 767 to 1846 code for a protein of 359 amino acids. Lineage: Eukaryota; Metazoa; Arthropoda; Insecta; Diptera; Calliphoridae. The record is from RefSeq and is a predicted model, not a curated record.